Trematomus bernacchii (emerald rockcod) is the source of this 2772-nucleotide messenger RNA. Its product is annotated as centrosome and spindle pole-associated protein 1-like. The transcript is spliced from 27 exons. Lineage: Eukaryota; Metazoa; Chordata; Actinopteri; Perciformes; Nototheniidae. Bases 1 to 2772 code for a protein of 923 amino acids. The record is from RefSeq and is a predicted model, not a curated record. Gene Ontology annotation, cellular component: spindle pole; centrosome; microtubule. Gene Ontology annotation, biological process: positive regulation of cytokinesis.
AUGCCUCCAGCACUGAGGCUAUCUGCUGAUCCAGACAGAGGUUUGGGCUUUGGGUUUCUUCUGGGCUAUGACUAUGAGAGGAAGAAGAAGAAACUCCAGCAGGAGCUUCAGCUGGACUACAAACAGUACGCUGCCAAGAAAAAGGAUCUGAAAACUGAACCUCGUGCACAGCCUCAGGGUCUCUCUCUGCCAAUCCAUGAGAAGAUAUCAGUCCAGGAAAAACUAAGGGAGGAGAGAAAGAGAGAAUACAACCUCUUCCUCCAGGAAAAAGCUCAAACUGGGAGAUUGAGGAGGGGAACACCUCCUGCCAAGCCUGAACAGGUUCCAGCUUCAGAUGCUGUUUACAACAUCAUCAACACCCUCAAAAACACACACUCUCCUCCUACCGUCAACACAUGUACAAACACACACACACACUCUCCUCCUACUACUAUCAACACCCGUACAAACACACGCCCUCGUACACACACACACCCUCACUCUCCUCCCACCAUCAACACACUCACAAACACACACCCUCCGUCCAGGAGAGACGCCGCCACCCUGACGGAGGACGGGGAAAAAGAUGGAGAAAGUGCCACGAGUCGAGGAAGGAGACGUUGGAGAGUCCAGAGACCGAAGAAGCCUCUCUACCUGUACAGCUCUGAGGAGGAAGAAGCCAUCACUGAGCUGGAGGUGGAGCUGGAGGAGAGAAGGAGGAAACACAGAGCCAACAGAGCUCCUCUGGAGAUAAAGGAGGUGAAGGACCCUGAUGUUAAAGACCACAACAACAAUGACUGGCGCUGGAUGUCAGAUCUGCAGAAGUCAGACAUCAUGAGGACGGCUGCAGCAGAUUCUCCUUCCUCCAUCAGCGACAAAGCUCAGGUCGUUACUGGACUCCUGAUUGGAGCAGCAGACGAACAGACGACCUCUCAGGCGAAGAAAGAAAAGUACAAACAGGAGCUUCUGGAGCAGAUGGCUGAACAGAAGAGGAACAAGAACCUGGAGAAGAAACUCAGAGGUGCUGCCACAGACCCUGGGAAACAGCCUGACCACGUUCAGCGGGAACAUGUCAGCCGCAGACGGGAUGUCCGAUACAAGCCAAGAGAGGAAGAGUCAGAGUACAGAGGAAGGUCUCAUCAUGACCCCAGUGCUCAGGUUUUUAAUCACCACCUCGGAGACGUGUCCAACCCGAGGGUUCCUCGUGUUCCUCGUGUUCCUCCUCCUCUUCCUCCCUCCUUUACGGAUCAUCACAGGACUCCACAUGAUGCAGAGUAUCACUGCUAUGGAGCCAACGAUCCACUACAUCCUCCUCACAAUUACAGAACAGAGACUGAACAUUUCCACAGUCCUCCUCCUGAGAGACAUCCUCCUCUCAGACCCAGCCGACACACACAAGUGACGGAUCAGCAUCAUGUGUCCCUCCUGGAAGUUGGAGAGCCUCCUGCAGAGAAGUCAAAACUGAUGAGAGAACGAGCUCAAAGCUACCAGGAGGCGCUCAGACUGCAGAUCAGAGAAAGAGAGGAUCAGAAAAGGAAAGAGAAAGAGGAGAAGGAGCGAUACGAAGCCAAGAUCGAGGCGGAGAGGAUGGCCUUUAACCCCUGGGGGAGGAGUGGAGCAGGAGCACCAAUCAAAGACCAGAAAGGAAACGUCGUCAGUGACCUGAAGCACAUGCACAGAGCCCAGGAGGACUGCAGGAGUCCAGUCUCCAGGGACAGUGGACACACACAGAGUUUCCUGAUGGAGAAAGGAGACGCUUCUCCUCCAGCUGAACCCCGAUCUCCAGCCAAACAUCGACUCUCAGGUCUGAGGUCUGAGGACCCGACUCCAGAGAAGCUCCACAUUCAGGACAGAUACAAAGAGGAGCUGAUUCAGCAGAUACAGGAGGAGGAGCAGAGGCUGGAGGAAAUAGCGAUCAAUCAGAGAAAAUAUAAGGAGGAAGAGGAGAGGAGGCUGGAGGAAGAGAGACCUGGACUAAAGAGGGGAUGUGAGGAAGAGGAGAAGAGCCAACAGAAGCAAAGAGAAACAAAAACCAGGGUCCAUGAAGUUCAGACCCCCCAGGAGGAGGCGCAGAAAGAGGCUCCGAGGACCUACGAGGUAAAGCCCAGAGGAGCGUCUCCUCCAAUCCCAGCCGUCCAGAGGAGGCUGGAGGAAAUAGCGAUCAAUCAGAGAAAAUAUAAGGAGGAAGAGGAGAGGAGGCUGGAGGAAGAGAGACCUGGACUAAAGAGGGGAUGUGAGGAAGAGGAGAAGAGCCAACAGAAGCAAAGAGAAACAAAAACCAGGGUCCAUGAAGUUCAGACCCCCCAGGAGGAGGCGCAGAAAAGAGGCCUCCGAGGACCUACGAGAGGAGCGUCUCCUCCAAUCCCAGCCGUCCAGAGGAGGAUGGAGAACAUGGAGGAGAGCCCCGUCACAUCUGACCGCUCGGUGUCUGCACCUCACUUCCAGCCGACUGCAGAAACACCUCCGCUAGAAGAGGGUCAGCAGGAGGUGAUGAGGGGGCUUUCUGCUCUAAAGAGCAUGCUGAGGGACCGGCAGAGACACCUGGAGCUUCAGCUGGAGCAGAUCGAGCGCCAGGAGCCUCUCUACGUGCCCUCCAGAGGACCCAGAAGAAGACCCAGAGUCCAGGCUUUUGAAUCGGCUCGAGACAACAUGCAGACCAUCAGGGGGACAGACCAGUGGCAGCACAGAGGCGGAGGAUCAGAGAGAAACCAGUUUGAACCUCCAAUCAAAUGGCAGGAGGAAAAACCAGCAGAGACACGACGUCGGGGACCAAUCAGGACGGGCUUUCAGUAA